AUGGACAAGGAGACAUAUGCCGUGAACGAGGCUCCAGAAUCGCCAGGCUACAAUGGCCACAACAACUAUGUUGAUCCUGCCACUGGUAUUGAGACUAAGGCUGGUCGUAUCCAGGAAGCUGCCGACGUCUAUGGUGACCUCGCAACAGCUGAGGAAUAUGGCUAUGUGACUCGAGGACUGAAGUCUCGACACAUUCAGUUCAUUGCGCUUGGUGGUACCAUCGGGACAGGUCUUUUCCUAGGUAUCGGAAGCGCCUUCACUCGAGCUGGUCCCCUCUCUGUCCUUCUUGGCUAUUCCUUCACAGGCGUCGCUGUUUAUGGAAUGAUGAUGUGCUUGGGAGAGAUGGCCACUUGGCUCCCUCUUCCUGGUUCCAUCCCUCAAUUCUGCGCCAGAUAUGUCGACGAUGCCUUGGGAUUUGCAGUCGGAUGGAACAACUGGUACAACUCAGCGAUCACACUUUGUGCCGAGAUCUCGGCGGCAGCUAUCGUCAUCCAAUAUUGGAAAGGAGCCGAACACAUUAGCGUCGCUGUGUGGAUCUCCCUUAUUAUCGUCCUCGUUAUCUGCUUGAACAUAUUUGCCGUUCAAAUAUAUGGAGAAGCAGAAUUUAUUUUUGCCAGCGUCAAGAUCAUCACUAUAGUCGGUCUUCUGAUCAUGGCGUUCAUUGUUGACCUAGGCGGCGGACCGAAGCAUGACAGAUUAGGCUUCCGCUAUUGGAAGAAUCCUGGUGCGAUGAAGGAGUACGACUCAACAGGAGCAACAGGCCGAUUCCUCGGCCUAUUUUCCGUGCUAGUCAAUGCCGCUUUCUCAUACGCCGGUGUUGAGUUGGUCGCAGUCGCAGCUGGGGAAGCUGAGAAUCCCCGAAAAAAUAUCCCCAAAGCAGUGCGUCGAGUUUUCUGGCGUAUUUUAUUCUUCUAUGUCCUUGGCUCACUGGCUAUCGGAGUUCUCGUUGCAUCAAACGACCCUCAUUUAUUGAAAGCCCAAGCGGAUGACCUUGCCGGUGCAGCUCGCUCCCCCUGGGUUAUUGGCAUCCAAAAUGCGGGUAUCCCAGUUCUUCCUAGCAUUAUCAACGCUGUCAUCCUGACGUCGGCUUCAUCCAGCGCGAAUGCCUUCCUGUACACUGGAUCACGUUACUUGUUCGCUCUUGCACAGAACAAACAAGCCCCCCGUUUCCUCCUUCGCUGCAGCAAAGCCGGUGUACCAUACUACUGUGUUGCCAUUACUGCAUCCAUCUCCGCACUCACUUACCUGUCCGUUAAAGAUGGAGGUCCGACGGUAGUAUUCAAUUGGUUCCAGAACUUGACGACGAUUGCCAGUCUGUUCACUUGGUGCUCGAUCUGCAUUGCAUACCUCCAAUUCUACAAAGCUCUUGAAGCGCAAGGUGUCGACCGGAAUACUCUUGUCUUUAAAUCUCCUUUCCAACCUUACACCGCUUGGGCGGCCUUCUUAUACUUUGCCAUUAUCAUCAUCUUCAACGGAUUCAAUGUUUUCGUUGGCCAGCACCACCAGAACUGGAACGUAACAGACUUCCUUGCCGCUUAUAUCGGUAUUCCAAUCUUCUUCCUCCUCUAUGCAUUCUGGAAGAUCUGGAAGAGAAGCCCCUGGAUCAAGUCGGCCGAUGCAGACAUUACGACUGGCAAGGCAGCCCUGGAUGCUGAAGAUGGCCAGUGGCCAGAGCAGAUCCCAAAGAACAUUUUCCAGAAGAUCUGGUUUUGGCUCGCUUAG
This is a messenger RNA of Cadophora gregata, 1722 nucleotides long. RefSeq lists its product as uncharacterized. Lineage: Eukaryota; Fungi; Ascomycota; Leotiomycetes; Helotiales; Ploettnerulaceae. Gene Ontology annotation, cellular component: membrane. The coding region runs from base 1 to 1722 and encodes 573 amino acids. The transcript has 7 exons. The record is from RefSeq and is a predicted model, not a curated record. Gene Ontology annotation, biological process: amino acid transmembrane transport. Gene Ontology annotation, molecular function: amino acid transmembrane transporter activity.